GUAAUAUGAAAGUCAAACAUGGUUCUUGCUGUGUUCUUCCGUCAUCUUCCAAAAGAGUCCACCAAACCAUAAGCAUCGAAGAAGAUUCACUCUGACAGGACAGCAAACUCAACUCAAAUCCUUCAAUUUCACUCAACCUUCUCUCUCUUUCCCUUUCCCUUUCCCUUUCCCAAACAAAACAAAACCCCAUGACAUGAUCCAAAUCCAAACAAAAUCACAACCUCGUAAAAACAAGAAACAGCAACAAAAGAAACUAGUUAGUUUUUCCUUAACAUGGGUUCAGAUCCUUUGUCACUGAAUUCAACAAAACCAACACAAAUUCCAACUCAAGAUCAACAAGAACAUGAUUCACCAUCAUCAUCAUCAUCACUGGCUCUUCUCUCUUUCAACACUGAAAAUUCUUCAUCUUCUUCUUCAACCCCUUCUUCUUCUUCUUCUUUCAACAAAACCCUCUUCAUCUCUCUCAUCAUCAUCACCUCCAUUUCACUCUCAGCUGCAUUUUCCUUUGCCUUUCUCUUCCUCUCUUCAUCACAAACAACCACCCAAAACAAUAACUCUUCUCCUUUGAACAGUUUUGCUCGUCCUCUCACCAAACUCAAACGCCCUGUUGUACUUUUGAUUUCCUCAGAUGGGUUUCGAUUUGGUUAUCAAUUCAAAACCUUUACUCCUUCUAUCACUCGUUUGAUUUCAAAUGGAACAGAAGCUGAAACAGGGUUGAUUCCUGUUUUUCCAUCCUUAACUUUUCCAAAUCAUUACUCUAUUGCUACUGGUCUUUACCCUGCUUAUCAUGGUAUAAUCAAUAACCAUUUUUUAGAUCCUAUUUCUGGUGAUCAAUUUUUUAUGGGUAGCCAUGAUCCAAAAUGGUGGUUAGGUGAACCCAUAUGGGAAACUGUGGUGAAAAAUGGAUUGAAAGCUUCUACAUAUUUUUGGCCUGGUUCUGAGGUAAACAAAGGUAUUUGGGAUUGUCCUUUGAAGUAUUGUUUACAUUAUAAUGAUUCUGUUCCUUUUGAGAAAAGGGUUGAUUUUGUUUUGAAAUAUUUUGAUUUGCCUAGUGAUGAUAUUCCUGAUUUUAUGACACUUUAUUUUGAGGACCCUGAUCAUCAAGGUCAUAAAGUUGGAUCUGAUGAUCCUGAGAUUACUAAAGCUGUUUCUAGAAUUGAUAAUAUGAUAGGUAGGUUGAUUAGUGGUUUAGAACAAAGAGGGGUUUUUGAGGAUGUUACUAUUAUUAUGGUAGGUGAUCAUGGAAUGGUUGGUACUUGUGAUAAAAAAUUGAUUUUUCUUGAUGAUUUAGCUCCUUGGAUUGAAAUACCAGAGAGUUGGGUCAUUACACAUACUCCAGUACUUACAAUUCGUCCGUCUUCUGGUAAUGUACCGUCUGAUGUUGUUGCUAAGAUGAAUGAAGGAUUAAGUUCAGGGAAAGUUGUAAAUGGAGAGAAUUUGAGGAUGUAUCUUAAAGAAGAUUUACCUAGUAGGCUUCAUUAUGCAUCAAGUGAUCGGAUUCCACCGAUAAUUGGUUUAAUUGGAGAAGGUUUUAAGGUUGAAAAGAAGAAAACGAAGCAUCAAGAAUGUGGCGGCUCACAUGGUUAUGACAAUUCAUUUUUCUCCAUGAGGAGUAUUUUUAUUGGACAUGGUCCUCAAUUUGCAAGAGGGAGAAAGAUACCUUCAUUUGAGAAUGUUGAGAUUUAUAAUUUGAUUACAUCUAUUCUGAAGAUAAAGGGUGCAGCUAAUAAUGGCUCUACCUCAUUUGCAGAAUCUGUUCUUCUGCCUGCUGCAUAGAAAGGACUAUGUUAAUUUUUGUAGGUAAAUUUUUUUAUUGCUGAGAUGAAUCAUAGUUUGCUCUAUGUGGAAGAAAUGUUUAUAACGGAAUCAGUCAUUGUAACUUCAAGUACAUAAUAAAGGUACUUCCAUUUCCAUAUAUUUGGUUCUUAUUUUAUUUGUUAUGAAGUAGAGGGCAAGCUUGGCUUUAAAGAUGUUUUAUUUUUGGAUAUGUAAGCAAUAUACAUACAAUCACAGAAUUUUGAUGAUCUUCAUAUAAAAUGACAUCCCAUUACCAUUUUUGUCUUUGA
This is a messenger RNA of Medicago truncatula (barrel medic), 2066 nucleotides long. RefSeq names its product venom phosphodiesterase 2. Gene Ontology annotation, cellular component: vacuole. The record is from RefSeq and is a predicted model, not a curated record. The transcript has a single exon. NCBI's taxonomy places the organism in Eukaryota, Viridiplantae, Streptophyta, Magnoliopsida, Fabales, Fabaceae. Bases 274 to 1776 code for a protein of 500 amino acids.